GCUGCAAACGCGACUGGCUUCGUACGACAUCGCCGAGGCCGCCAUCAGUAGUACCUUCAUUACGAUCUGACGCAUGUUCGUUUUCUGCACUCGAAUCAGUCGAGAGUGUAUUCAUCGUUGCAUCGUUGCUUCAAUAGUGGUUUUUAAAAAAAGAUUUGUAGUGCUUUUCUACUCGUUAAAAUGUCGAAAAAGUUGGUGAAAUUUCAAAUCAUCCUCGACAGAGAUUCUGUGUUGUACCUACCGGGUCAAGUGCUAGCUGGGCGGGUGCUGCUGGAGACUCAGGAAAACACAGCUGUUCUGGGGCUCUAUUUCCACGUGCUGGGCGAAUGCACCGUUAACGCAACCAAAGCCAUGACGCGCCCGGACAAAUCCCACGACAAAGAGAACUACAUCGAUUUCCGGAUGAAGCUGCUGGAUGACUUCGACAACAAACCGAUCCUCCUAUCGCCCGGCGUGCACUGCUUCCCGUUCAAGUUGGGUCUGCCGGUUUCGCUCCCGUCCACGUUUCUCGGACAGCACGGAUGGAUCCAGUACUACUGCAAGUCCAGCCUGAAGGAGUCCUCCGGCAUUACGCACAAGAACCAGCAGGUUUUCAUCGUGCUCAAUCCGAUCGAUUUGAAUCUGGAGGAUCCGCUUCUGAGUGAACCCCUAGAAGCAAGUGCCAGGCAUCGGGUUGGAGUUGGAGUGCUUGGUGGGACCAUCCGUUGCAAUGUUGGACUGGACAAACGAGCUUACAUUCCCGGAGAGAACAUUCUGGUUACGGGUGAGAUAUACAAUCAGAGCAAGGUAACCAUAAAAGCGGUGAAGUAUGCGUUGAUUGAGGUAAGCUGAUUUGGACUCGGUCUGGGAAUGCUUGAGCCUACUAAACAAUCAUCAUAAAUUAAUUGACAGCUUUUUCCAUUACACACCCUAGCCUAGCGGUAAUAGUGACUCUAAUGUGUAGAACGUCCUUUUCUAAUUAGGACAUUUGCUUUUCCUGCAGCAAGGCUGCCAUGAAAUAGGAAGAAAACUUA
Molecule: messenger RNA, 1013 nt
Organism: Armigeres subalbatus
Lineage: Eukaryota; Metazoa; Arthropoda; Insecta; Diptera; Culicidae
Product: arrestin domain-containing protein 17-like
Exons: 3
Coding region: 181-831 (216 amino acids)
Biological process (GO): protein transport
Cellular component (GO): cytoplasm
Source: RefSeq, a predicted model, not a curated record